Cornus florida is the source of this 892-nucleotide messenger RNA. RefSeq lists its product as uncharacterized. Gene Ontology annotation, biological process: P450-containing electron transport chain. The transcript has a single exon. The record is from RefSeq and is a predicted model, not a curated record. Gene Ontology annotation, cellular component: mitochondrion. Bases 87 to 584 code for a protein of 165 amino acids. Lineage: Eukaryota; Viridiplantae; Streptophyta; Magnoliopsida; Cornales; Cornaceae. Gene Ontology annotation, molecular function: 2 iron, 2 sulfur cluster binding.
CAUUCACCGGACCAAAACUAGUCUAUAUCGGUGUGCCGUAGUCUAAUACAAUCGUCGUUCUCUCGAACCCCAGAAAAUCCCCAACAAUGGCGAUAGCUGGUUUACAGAGACUCACAUCCCGAAUCUGCCGAAACCCUUCACUUUCUCUCUCCUCCAAAGCAAUCAUCACAAGAUCCUCCGCUUCAUCGGCAUCGUCACCAUCUUCAUCAUCAUCAUCCAGGAAAGUCGCUGAUCGAAUUGUGAAGCUCUUCGCCAUCGAUCCCGAUGGCGUGAAGCGCGAGAUUGUCGGACUCACUGGUCAGACCCUGCUCAGAGCCCUAGCGAACAACGGCCUCAUCGAUCCGGAGUCGCACAGGCUGGACGAUAUCGACGCUUGCUCGGCGGAGUGCGAGGUGAACAUCGCCGAAGAGUGGCUCGAGAGGAUGCCCCCGGCGUCGUACGAUGAGCAGUACAUCCUGAAGAGGACUUCGAGAGCUAGGGUUUUAAACAAGCAUUCGAGGUUGGGAUGCCAGGUGCUGCUCACGCAGGAUCUCCAGGGGAUGGUCGUCGCGGUGCCCGAGCCGAAGCAGUGGGACACUUGCUAAGAAUCUCCUGAGUGAUUACUGUAAGGAUCUUGAAAUGAAUGUGGGUUCUUUUGAAUUGAAUAAUGUGCACACUUUUGGUACUCAAUGCUGUUUUUUAUGUUCUAUUUGAUGGGUCUGAAAAUUCGUAUUUGGAUAUGUUGGAAAUCAACUAUGUUUUGUGGUAUUAGUUGCAUUUGAUUAUCAUCAGUCUCUUUGGUUUCUGUACUUUUGAGUGAACCAUAGACCAUUGUUAGGAAUGUCAGCUUUGGUUAUACAAUUAAUCAUUAUAUAAUCGAUAUAUGACAUCUCUUUAUGAGUUUGCCUAUCCA